This is a messenger RNA of Brassica napus (rape), 875 nucleotides long. RefSeq lists its product as uncharacterized. The transcript is spliced from 3 exons. The coding region runs from base 221 to 781 and encodes 186 amino acids. Lineage: Eukaryota; Viridiplantae; Streptophyta; Magnoliopsida; Brassicales; Brassicaceae. The record is from RefSeq and is a predicted model, not a curated record.
UUUUUGUGUGUGUGUGUGACUUUAGCCGAGUGAGAGCCAUACCUAUGCUGAUAUCAAAGCUGCUUAUAAAUGUCUUGAAGAGACAUACGGAACAAAACAGGAAGAUGUAAUCCUUUAUGGCCAGUCAGUAGGAAGUGGACCUACACUAGAUCUCGCUGCUCGGUUGCCUCAGUUGAGAGCUGUUGUUCUCCAUAGCCCGAUUCUUUCAGGUCUUAGAGUAAUGUAUCCAGUGAAGAAGACUUACUGGUUCGACAUCUACAAGAAUAUCGACAAGAUCACACUUGUGAAUUGCCCGGUUCUUGUCAUUCACGGAACUUCAGAUGAAGUUGUUGACUGUUCCCAUGGAAAACAGUUAUGGGAACUCUCUAAAGAGAAGUAUGAACCGCUUUGGCUCGAAGGUGGUAGCCACUGUGAUCUAGAACACUACCCUGAAUACAUCAAACACCUUAAGAAAUUCAUCACAACCGUAGAGAGACGUCUCUCCUCGAGGGCGAGCGCGUGCCUAUCAGAGAACCAGGGCAGCGAGGUGGAAAUGCCGAGGCAGAGCGUAGAUAGAAUAGAGAAGCCACCAAGGGAAAGCGUUGAUAGAAGGGAGAAAGAGAAACCGCCAAAGGGUCCUUCGAAGAAGAGUAAGCUUAGAAUCACUUUCGAGCAGCAUUUAGAUCGGUCGAGGAGGAGCGUUGACCUCCACGACAAGGCAAGGAAGAGCGUUGACCAGCAUCAUCAGAUUGAGAGAGGGAGGAAGAGUGUUGAUAGGUUGGAUAGAGUACGGUCUGAAUAAAACGUACAGAUAAUUGUUACAGAUGGGUGUGAGCAUCUGCCUUGACUCUUAAGCAAACAGCUGAGUUAAAUUAGCCAAAAUAUUGGGUUUUUAA